Molecule: messenger RNA, 1137 nt
Organism: Guillardia theta CCMP2712
Lineage: Eukaryota; Cryptophyceae; Pyrenomonadales; Geminigeraceae
Exons: 2
Coding region: 1-1137 (378 amino acids)
Source: RefSeq, a predicted model, not a curated record
AUGGUCAGAUUUGAAAAUGUGUCAAACUGUUCAGAGAACUUCAAAGAUGAUGCUGGAAGGCCUUGUCCAAGACAUCACGCGUUGUCAGGGAAGUUGCAGGAGGUUCAGCGAAGAGAGGCUUGUUUAAUACGGCAACUUGCUGAGUUGCAGGAGAAAAAUCAAGUCUUGACGUCAAGGUUGGAAGCAACGUCCUCUACGUUGCGGAGGGCAUUGGAAGAACGAGACGAAGCGCUGGUUCAGAAGAGGAAGGAGGUGUUUUGCAGGCAGCAGCUUGAGAAGCAAAUGCAAGAUCUCAUAGUCAACAAGAACCCGGUCAAGGAAGAAACAAAAGGCACACACGAGCAAGACAAGACGAGUCAGAAAGACUUCAAAGUGUUGGAGGCUCUGAACUCCAUGGCAAGGUCCCUUCAAGGCUUUCAAAGUAUCCUUGCAGACGCGCUAGUUCAGGGGGGUAGCACGCCCCCCAACUCCCAGGAGAUGCAAGACAGGCUAUCAGAACCAUGUUCAACCAUGGAGAACUCCUUGCUGCAACUUUGCAGACAUCUGCAUGUCUCGGAGGAAGAGAGUGAAGAUAAGAGUCCCAAGACAGGCAAGAACAAGCAGAUGACAGUGAGGUCAAGAAAUCCCUCAGAUGAACGUCCUCUUUCCUUGCAUCAGCCACCUGACGCUGCUCGCCAUGGAGCCCAAUCCCAGUCAUUGCACACGAUAGGGACGCAGACCCAGGACUUCAGUGAGGAUACAGAUGUCUGUAACGGGGGAGGAGGAGCCCCGAACAGACCGCAGGGACGGGCUAUGUUGUCUGCUGCUGUGAGUUGGAAACUUGGGAUACCGCCCCUUGUGCUGAUAUCUUCAACCACGCAGAGGAGGAGGCAACAGGACAAGCUGACACAGACCAAGUCAGUCGAGAGUUCUAGUGAUACAAGCUCCUCCUCCUCCUCGGAAGGUCUCCGUGGACACGUCAGGACUGCCGCAUCCCUGCUGCCGAUCUCUGACUAUGACUUCCGCCAGGUGCACGACGUUCUGAAACAGAAGCCGGAGAUCUUGAGGAGCAGGACCUUAUCCAGGGCACCUGACCCGAAGUCUAAAGCUGUUCCCACGACAUGCCCAGCUGCCAAAGAGCUGCCGCGAACAAAGUAG